This is a messenger RNA of Lepisosteus oculatus (spotted gar), 4957 nucleotides long. RefSeq names its product potassium channel, subfamily K, member 17 (gene kcnk17). NCBI's taxonomy places the organism in Eukaryota, Metazoa, Chordata, Actinopteri, Semionotiformes, Lepisosteidae. Gene Ontology annotation, molecular function: outward rectifier potassium channel activity; potassium ion leak channel activity. Gene Ontology annotation, biological process: potassium ion transmembrane transport; stabilization of membrane potential. The record is from RefSeq and is a predicted model, not a curated record. Gene Ontology annotation, cellular component: plasma membrane.
AUGUUGGAGCUUUUAUAUGGCAGAAUGUUCAAAACUUGUGCUUUGAUCAAGCUGCCUUCCAUCCUGCUCCUGGGGGCGAUCUAUGUGGCUUAUGUCAUGGCUGGGGGGGCCAUUUUUUGGGUCCUGGAGGGGAACACUGUCCAGCAGAAAAUGGACCGUCUUCAAGAGGAGAAGAACGAAGUUCUAAGAAAGUUUGCUUGUAUUGACCAGGCAUCGCUGGAUGGCCUGGCAAAGGUUAUCCUUCAGGCCACCAAGAGUGGGAUCAGCUUGAAAGGGAAUCAUACAGUGGAUGGGUUCUGGAAGUACACCAGCUCUGCAGCGUUCGCUGCCACUGUGGUCACCACUAUAGGCUAUGGAAACAUGAGCCCCAGCACGGUCAGUGGGCAGAUCUUCUGUGUGUUCUUCGCUCUGUUCGGGAUCCCCUUGAACGUGGUGGUUUUGAACAGGAUUGGCAAGUACAUGAUCGCCAUAGAGGAGCACCUCUGUGACUUCAUUGGGAGCAAGAUCAACUACAGGAGAACCACGCAGUGGACGAUGCGGACGAUCUCCGUCGUGUCGGGUAUGGUGACAUUUUUUGUCGUGCCCAUGAUGCUGUUUCACCAGUAUGAGGGCUGGAGCUACUUGGAGGGCAUGUACUACUGUUUCAUCACGCUAAGCACCAUCGGCUUCGGGGACUACGUUGCAGUCAGUAACCCCGACCGCUUCUACCCUGACUGGUAUGCCAAGAUCCUGGCAGCCUGGAUCUUCUUCGGGCUGGCGUGGCUGGCUCUGCUCAUCAACCACGGCAUCAACGGCCUGGAGCAUUUCAGCAUCUUCAUCAAGCAGAGGCGGGCACAUUUCUUGGAGAAGAAGCUAGCUGGGCAGGCAGGCGAGGAACCCAAGGAAAAGACGACAGAUGUCACUGACUCAACAAGCCCGGAGAAGACUGAACAGGCCGGUGAGGUGUCAAAAGAAGCCGGGGAAGCUGUGAAAGACUGAGAGAAACUACCUAUAGAAACCAUCUGUAGGAGCACAGGGACAUCCUCCAUCUUGGAAAAGAGCACACCAUCUUCAUCUCCACAUUCUUUUCUCUCUCUCCUUUGAAAUACUUCUGAUAAGGUGAUAGUAAAAUGUUCUCUUUCUGCUCCAGAAAUAAAACUUAUAUUGAGGGCAACUGCAAAUGUUUAGAAGCCUAGUUGUAGCAGAGACAGCAAAGGCACAGAAUGCAGAAACAACUCAUGUGCAUUGUUUGGGAUUUGCAUUUGGUAGGGGAAUGUUUUAAAAGUAUAGACAGUCCACCAGCUGUUCACUGGGGAUUUGUGGCUGUCAGUAAUUGUUACUGGAAUUCGUCAGGAAACAGAGGGACCCUUAAAAAGAAAGAAAAUGCAGUUCUGGCAACUCACAGAAAUCUAAGAGUCAUUAAAGCAAAACUGCUUCUUGGAGAAGAUGAAUACUCUUAAUUAAUUAAAACCUGCUAAUGCAGAAGCGUUAGUCUAAAACAACAUGUAUGUAAAACCUGGAUUUGACUAUUAAAGACAACUAAAGCCACUUAGACUCCUCAAUCACAGAGUAGGAGCCACUAGGCAAACUCCAGGCCCUCAGACCACAAAAGCCUAGGGAUCAAGAUGGAGUCAACAAUGAAAUGCUGAGAUACAGCUGACAGCUGGAAGUUAAAGUAAACUCUGCUCAAACAUUAAUCUCAUCCUUAGAACCAGGUGUUUCUCUAAGGUCAGGAAUCAAGGACUAAUGAUUUUUUACUGAUCAGCCACACAUCUGAUCACUAUAUAUAUACUCACUUAUUAAUUAAAAUGUCCAACAAAAAGUGAAGGAAAAAUAAAUUACACAUUGGAACGCAUAACCAGCUACACAUACAGUACCUUGGUCUGAUAAUCAGUUCAUCUGGGAGUUUUGACCUGGCAGUGAGGGCACUAAAGCAUAAGAUAUGCAGGGCAUUCUAUGCCAUAAGAAGGGAGUCUGCAAUAUCAACCCCCCACAAGAAUCUUACUCCAAAUAUUUAAAUAUGUAAUCUAACCCAAUCCAUUGCCCAUUGGUAGUGAAGUGUGGUGUAAAAAAAACCCCACAAGGUUCUACUGUUCCCACAGUAGAGCCCCCUGCACUGAGCUACACCGACACCAGCCAGCCUCAAGACAGCACUGUUUCAAUGCCACACAUCAGAGUCCACCAAAUCACAGCACAAGCACAAGCCAAACAACACUACCUCACCCACUGGCACACAAGCACAGCACAUGUUGGAAUACUGCUAACUCUAAAACUCUAAAAAACUGACUGAAUAGACAACACACAGUGGACAUAUAUUUGACAGCAAGGGGAAACAGACUCUGAUGAAGUAGUGACUCAGUGACCACAGCCUGAUCAAAAGCAGACCUGACUGUCCAGAGAGGACUACCUCAUUGACCACAGCCAUGCUGUGCUCCCACUGCCAGUAGGGAGAAGCACUGUGUGCUGCACUAUUCCAGAUUACAGGAAUAUUCUUCCCUAUAACAAUACAUCUAAUACCAGAUUUCCCAUGGCUACCAGAAUCACAACAACACUCAAUCCUACUCCAACAGAGCUGGCAGACUAGUAUGUCAUCUGCUGUCACAACUUGAGGAAGUGAGCUGUUGUAAUUCUUCAACAAAUUGUUAUGAUUUGGCAGCACUGUAAUUAAUCAGUAAAGCUCUUUGGUUUUGAGAGUCAGAGAUACAGUAUUCAGGUGCUAUACCUAUGAUAUUCAGUAAGAAUUCAUUAUGAAUUAUUAUCUUAGGACAAAAAAAGAUGGCUUAGAUGUCUGAAAUCUGAUGUGGGUGUUAUCUCCCAACCACUUGUCAUUCAAAAGAAGCCCAGUUCAGUUCAGUAGCUCCAAGAUAGACAUGCAGGUAUUGCAUUAAUCUGGCUUCAUGCAAAGGCUUGAAAUCCUAAUAUUAACUGACCAUUCAUUCAACAGUUAGUGCGAACUGAGGCAGCACUUCACUAAUAAAAUUGCUCUUUCUAUUCAGUCACUGGUAGGUUUGUGGUUUGUGUAGUAUUCAGUUACAUGUACACGAAUUUAUGAUUUCUGUGAUUUAAGAAAAUUAAAUUUAUAUUGGGACUACACAAGUGAUUAACUAGCCAUUUUGCUCCCCAAGUUCACCUGAAUAGAGAUCUGAGAGCUUUAUUAAAUUUCAACAAUUAUUUAAAAGUAGCUAGCAGAUGAUAGACACCAUGUUACCUAACUGUUUAACUCUCGGAUAUUACAUUUUCAGUCAGAAAAGAGUUUAGAAAAUACCUGUUUUAAGUCCCAUCUUUGUGUACACUAUGGGUGGCUGUGAUCUUACCUUUUUUAAGUGUUAUUAACUUUGGAACCAGCAAAUUAAAAGACAUUAUGUACCUGUCUUAAGCCGAGAAAUGACAUUAGUCAGACCAGGGGUAUCCAUUCCUGGCCCUGGAGUUACAGCUGCCAGUGUAUCUGCAGGUUUUCAUUCUUUCUCAGCUCCUCACAAGCUAAACCAGCUGGUUACCGGCUUUACUGGACCAGUUUAACAACACCUCCUAGAUCUGCAGGUGCUGAUAAAGAGACCUAAAGGACCUGAAGACACAGCGGUCAUCUAGGAGCAGAACUGAUCAUUUCGCACAGUUAACAAACAUGGGUGAAUGUAAAAUGUGACCGGUAAAAAGUGAUUAACAUGACCACUAGAUGGCGGUAUACCCUAUUGUCAUUAAAAGAAGUCAAUUUGAAUUUGAGAAACGGGAAACUGCCUGCAAUACAGUAGUUUUUCUUAAAUUUCAGUACAGUACUGUUAUUUUAGUAACCCAGCUCAUUCUGCAUCUGUGUCAUUGAUAAAAGGUAGGUAAUGAUUUCAUAAAAGGAACAAGUAAUAGGUUUAUUCCAUGAAAAGAGAAGAAAGAAAACAACAUUUUGACUGGAGUCUUCUUAGUGUGUCAACAGACGAGAGAUAUUAAUUCAAUCUGUCAUUACUCGAAUCAGGUCCAUCACAAUCUUCUCUGUUGUUGACCUAAAGAGGCAAUGAAGCUGAACAUUAAAGCUUAACCUGAAUGCUAUGGUGGGACUAAAUUCCUGCAUUUACAAUCCUCAAAGGGCUGUAGGAGACCUGUUGUUUAAGGCAAUAUCCUGGUUCAUUGCAAGAUAUAGCUAGAUGAGAUCCUCCUGUCAGGACAAGAGGAAUCUCUUUAUUAAAAGGGUUGUAGACAUCUGGAACAACAUACCCAGCCAUGUUGCUGAAGCUGUCUUCUUUCGAGAAACAGUUGGAUGGGAUCCUCUGAUCAAUUAAUUACCAAGCCUGCUAUUUGCCUGGACAUCUCUGAAGAUGAGAGGAAAUGCUCUGUGGAACCUAUUGCUCUGUAUAACCAAUUCCUCCUUCUCCAACAUAGCUUGUUUCAUUCUCCCACAACCCUUUGGGUAAGGAAGUGUUCUCGGUUUUUAAUACAUUUCCAAAACGUUUACGCUUGCAAGCUCUGGUUAAUUUUUCCUUCAUUCAUUAUGAAUGCCCCAGGUACUGUAAAUCUCACAGUACCUGAUGAAAAUGAUGAAUGCUCAAUGACAAGUGUGUUGGAGGAGAGCGUAUAGCGUUCUUAUUUCCCCAGAGGUUGCAGGACUGACACAGCUAUUGAUUCCAAAUUGGAAGAGGUUAGAAAUAAAAUACUUUGAAAUGUUCUUCACUAUUCUUUCUUCACUACUGGCUUCACUAUUAAAAAUGGUGUAGAUCUAGAUGGAAAUUGUAAGAUGGAAAACUUUAAAUGCUUCUUGAUGGCUUAAUCAAUUAAAUUGUAACUAACUCUACAAAGUUGCAGCUGCAUAUUCUAUGACCAAAUGUCAAAUAAGGAACACAAAUGUCAAUGAAUGGGUAAAUUUAUUUUGGUAUUUUUGGUGUGUUUUCAUGAUUGAUAAAAAUGUACUUUACUGUAUAUAUCCAAACUCAUUGCUUUUCAAAAUCGCAGUUUAGUCUGGGUGUUGCAAAUUAUUAUUUGUCAAUGAUUUUCU